UAUAUUCCUGAAAAAAAUAACAGUUUACAUUUCAUUUUUCAGAGCUCAGAGAUGGUUUGAUUGAAUUCUACAAAACGAGACACAGUAAAGUUUUCCUGUCGCCCCUGUUCGAAGAAAAUGACACGCCUUUGGCUUCUUUCUACGUAAGACCUGAAUUGAACUUAAUAAUCUCAGCCCCGAUGAGAAAUGAUGAACAAACACCCGUCAUUUCAUUAUUGGAGAUGUUUAAAACCGGAAAACAAGCUAACCGAGAAAUACAUGUUAUUGCUGAUGCUGGUCUCGGAAAAACUGCAUUUUCAAACUAUCUGGCGAUCACGUGGUGUCAAGCUCAUUUUCCAGAUGAAGACAUAAUUCAAUCUUUUGAAAAGGAUGAUAUAGACUGUAUGCAGGAAUUUGAUUUCUUAUUUCUGGUCUUACUGCGAGAUUCCAACAAUUUAUGUUCUAUAGAUGACCUCAUAUUUAAAACAAUUGUUUCAAAUUUGGGUCUACAAGAAAAGCCUUCCGAGAAUUUUCUCCUUAAAAUUUUGAAAAAUGAGAAAUGCCUCAUUAUACUUGAUGGACUGGAUGAAUGGACCCACCCCGAAAAGGAAUGUGACAGAUCGCCCCGAUCGAUCCCCCACAGGAAUGAUCGAGAAAAGUGUACAGUACUGACCACUACGAGACCAUGGAAAUUAGGAGAAUUGAAUCUAAAUCCGUGUCAAAUAGGAAAAAAGGUAGAAAUUACACGAUUAAGUAACGACUCGGCGGUCACGCUUAUAAGAAGGAUUUUACAAAGAUUGAAAUCUCACCAGAAUAAGGACUUAUUAGACAGUGACGUCAGGCAGUUCAUACAAACAAUCAAUAGGAGACAAAACGCCCAGCUUGCUUUUGUGCCUCUUCUUUUAAUAUAUACUAUUUGUUUAUGGUGUGACGGUAUUCAAAUAGGAGAUUCAAAAUGUGAUCUGUAUAUAAAUAUAGUCGAACUUCUUUUAUCGAGAACGAUUCAGAUCCACGUUGAGCUUCAACAAUCGUGUGACCUUUCUGAGGGUAACAUCCCUAAUUGUCUUGCUGAAUAUAAAAACUGCAGGAAAUAUUACUCACUCCUAAUGUGUUUGGGGAAAUUAGCUUAUUAUACGUUAUUCAAUAAAACAAGAGAAAACACGUUGGUAUUUGAUGGAUCAGUUGCUAAAAAAUAUCUCUCAACAGACGAGAUGAAAUUCACCCUUCACUCAGGAAUGUUGUCAGAAAGUACAUCUAAAACAUUAACAAAAAAGUUUAGUAAAGUGUCAUUUUCCCACAAAACAGUUCAGGAAUUCUUUGCCGCCAUAUUUAUAAGUUCUGAAAAUGAGGCUCAGAAAAUUGUUGUAGAAAAAUGUAGAAAUAUUCAAGACAUUCUGGACAUGUCAAAAAUUUGUGAAUUUAUAAGUGGAAUGAAUGCUGACCUGAUGUGUGCAGUAUUAAAUGAUUUGAUGUCUGUAAUAAAUGAAGACGCGAAAACACGCGACUAUAGAACAAGGACAGGUCGCGAGGGCGCCAUGUACUAUAAUCCAUUGUAUAACAUACAGAUAAUGUUCAUGUCGUGUUUACAAGAAAUGCCUGAAAGUGAAAAUAUUCAAUUAUGUUUACAAGAUUUCUUCAUUGACGAGAACACCGAGCACAAUGAGCUGUUACAACGUUUGUUAAAACAAAAUAAAACCAACAUAAAAUCACUUUAUAUAAACAUCGACCCUUAUACUUCCGGCAGUUUACAUGAAAUUAUAGAUUUAUUCUCUCUCACAGAUCUCAGUCAUAUACAGAAACUUUACUAUUAUGGUGACAGGAGGAAGGAGGCUGAGAUAACCCGGAUUUGGUUUCCCAGUUUACAGUCCGUUACUUUGCAGGAUGACGAAUGGACAAAUGAUGAAGAAAAUCUGAGUGAAAAUUUGGCGCGAUUACAAAACAUAAAAUAUUUAUAUAUUUACAAGUUCAUGUUAUCUCACAAAAUACUGGAACCAUUUUACAAUUUUAUCUCCCGUCAAAAAUCAAUAAAAGAGUUAACAUUGCAUGGGUUAGACUGUAAAGAACAUGGCAGCCGUGAUUGUCAGAGAUUGAACUUGGACUUAUCUCAACAUUCAACUCUAUCAAAGUUACACUUGCAGGCGUUACCUUGGAGGCUAAAAUUAAAUUUAUCAACAGCGUCAUUAGUUAAUGUUACGUUGUGGAGAAUCAAUCUAGAUGAAAGUUCAUUGUUACUGUCACGUGACAUGUUGAAUAUUGAACGUGUGGAGUUGUUGGGUAUAGAAAUGUCUGCAGAAAGUUUACAGAACUUUAUUACCGUGCUGAAAAAUCUGCCGCAGUCAGUUACAGUAGAGAUGGACGCCAUUACACCGGAAACAGAAUAUGACCGUGUUAGAGAAAAUAUUCGGAGUUCACAAACUUUUCAUGUGAUACAAGACGACGACCAUGGCUGGCGGGGACGGGUGAUUGAGUUCAAAACAAUAAAACCAAGUAAAGAAUAAACAAGGACAAACAUUGUAAAAUAAACUGAAGGAAUUACUUAAAUAAUUUUAAAUGAAAACAAUUUAAAAAUGGACACUUAAAAAACAAAAUGGCGACUUCGUUUACGUUAUACAUGUACUGUAUAGUUUGGUCAUUUAAUUUACAAACAUUUAUUUCUGUUUAAAGGUUUAAUUAAGUGACAGUUGUUUAUAAAUAAAUAAAUAAAAACAUUUUAAGAGGAUAAAUUAUUCAAGGAAGGAAGUUAUUUACCGGAACUUAAUGGAUUUAACUUGGAAUUAGGAUUUGGAAAUAUUUCACAGUGGCCUUGGAUUAAAAUUUCCGAUUCUUUGGUGUGCAGAAUCUCCCGUGACAUUUUAUAUGGAGCAUUGUGUGAUGAUAGAUCAAUUUGUAGAGAUGUAUUUGAAAAACAUCCUCUUGUCUUGAAAAUCAGCUAUAAUAAAUCUACAGGGACAAUGAGGACAAUCACAACUGUUUGGCUUUUUAUCCAUUAAUCUCCGGAUGAUUAUCAGCGGGUUGUUCUGAACGACAAAGAAGUAAAAGUUCUUAAAUAGUAACCAAUCUUAUAAUUUUACACCUGAUACCUGGCUGUUCGGGGGACAAAUGUCAAAUAAUUAUGUGAUUAACAGUCGCAGAAAAAACCCUAAAUCAUCAUUACUUGCCAAUACAUUGAAUAACUUUCUGGUUCCUUGCUUAAUGGAAGGAAACAAAAUAGAAAACUUUUGCAUUACACAGUUAUCUUGUAUCUGUUUUGUACAAUUAGAAUUUGAAUCUUGAUAACAAUUACACCAAGACCACUGUUAAAUAUUUCAGUAUUCCUUUGAAAAAAUCUUUUAUGUAAAAAAGGUCUUAUUUAAUAAUUUAAUUUAUGAAUUAGAUAUACAGUACAUGUAUAAAUUUGUUUAUGCAAUUUUAGAAUAAUAUUAUAUAACAAGAAUUGUUAAGUAAUUUUUUAUUAAAGGCCCAUUAUGCUUCAGAAAUUAUGUCAGUUUUAUUUAAUUUUCGAAAACAGUUUCAAAAAAUAAACCCUUUUGCCAUAUACAUAAUUUAAAGAUAGUGAUGCUGAUUUUUUUUUGUUUAGGCAAUUGGUAUAAUUAAAGUGAAUCAAAAGUAGUAUGAUAGUCAAAAUACUACUUAAAGUGUAAUGCCCCCUUCGAAAAAGAGGGGGUAUAUUGUUUUGCUAAUGUCAGUCUGUCUGUUGGUCUGUCCGUCGUUAGACCACAUAGUUUCCGCUGAAUAUCUUGACAACUGUUUAUCACAGAGUCUUCAUAUUUCACAUAGUGAUUUGCAAUAACUAGUUGAUGAUCCCUAUUGAUUUUGGGUCACUUGGUCAAAGGUCAAGGUCACAGGAGCCAUAAAUGUCAAAAUGGUUUCCGCUGAUUAUCUUGAAAAGCAUUUAUCACAAAUUUGUCAUAUUUUACUUAGUGAUUGGCCAUAGCUAGUAGAUGACCCCUAUUUAUUUUGGAGUCACUUGGUCAAAGGUCAAGGUCACAGGAGCCAUAAAUGUCAGAAUGGUUUCCGUUGUUUAUCUUGAAAAGUAUUCAUCACCAAGCCUUCAUAUUUCAUUAUUGAUUGGUCAUAACUAGUAAAUGACCCCUAUUGAUUUUAGGGUCACUAGGUCAAAGGGGGGCCUUGAAUGGUAGUAUGAUUUCUGCUUAUUUUCUUGAUUACUAUUUAUCACAAAGUCACAUAGUGAUUGGUAAUAACCAACAGGUAUUGCUUUUGGGGUCACUAGGUCAAAGGUCAAGGUCACAGAGGCGUUAAAUGUCAGAAUGGUUUCCGCUUAUUAUCUUAAAAUCUAUUUAUCACAAAUUCUUCAUAUUUCACAUACUGAUUGGUCAUAACUAGUAAGUGACCCCUAUUGAUUUUGGGGUCACUAGGUCAAGGUCAUAGGGUUCUUGAAUGUAAGUAUUGUUUCCGCUCAUUAUCUUGAAAGCCAUUUAUCACAAAGUCUUCAUAUUUCUAAUAUUGAUUGGUCAUAACAAUUAGAUGACCCCAAUUGGUUUUGUGUCACUAGUUCAAAGGUCAAGGUCACAGGGGCCUUAAAUGUCUCAUUAUCUUGCAAACUAUUUAUCACAAAGUCUUCAUUAUUUUUGUUUCCAUAAUUUAACAUUUCCAUGUACCCAUUUAUGGAAAGUUUCUAUAACAAAAUUAUCAAUAAUAUGAGUCAAGGGCUAGAAAAGGGGGCAUAUAUGUCGUUUGACAUUUCUUGUUUACAAUUUAUUACCUUUAUUACACAUUACUGCAGGUUCAGAGAUAUUUUCACUUGUUAAACAUCUAAAAUACUCUUGAACAAUUAUCAAAACAUUAUUUAACAAAUGCUUGACUUUUCUAGAUAAUAUUUAUUUUCUGAGGCAUAUUGUGCCUUGUUAGUAUAGCGCAGUGGUUGUUGCGUAUGGGGGUUGCGUUCAUUGAACGCUGCAUUUCCUUGUUGAUCGUGUUUAUCAUAUUUUGUUAAUUUGCCUUAAGGGUAUUACAAAUGUAUUGUUUUGUAAAAAGAUUUUGAAGUGUGUAUGAUAAUUACAGAUUUGUUUUUUUACAGUUUCCUUCUUCUUUGUAAUAAUUUAGUUUUCUGAACAAACAUUCACGUAAAUUGUUUUUAUUUUUGUGAUACACGGAAAUUAUGUAUAUGAAGAUACAUUAUAAUUCAUAAUGAUUUUGACAGGUUAUAUUACCCAGUAUAACAAGCUUCAAGUAUAUAACCCGAGUCACAAAAUGAUGGUUAUAUAACAAACAACAUUUCAUGCAUGGCCAUAUAACAUGUUAUAUGUCUUUUUAUCCAAAUAAUAAUAUUGCUAUCUUGCUCCCUUUGCUUUGAAACAAUUAAUGGUAAUAUGCAUUUGCAGUAUAUAUUUUUAGUUAUAAAGCUUCUCAAUUUGUAACAGCUGUUUGCACAUAUAACCUCAGCUGAUAGGUGAAGAUUAUAUUGCUUACAACUGUUUAAAUAUGGCCAUAUAAACCUAUAAGUAAUUUGAUAAUGAAUUUAUAAUACAGCAAAGUUCCUUCAUUAUAGAAAAUAAAAAGUUCAUAAAUUGACAGAGAGGAAUAUAUAAAUGUCAUGCUUAUCCAAUGAAAAGUGACGUUUCCAGCAUACAGUAUUAUUUCAUUAAACUGUAUAUUUGAGUUACCAUUUAUUAUGCCCCCGCCAUGUAAUGGCCGGGGCAUAUAGUGUUACCCUGUUCCGUCCUUCCGUCAUUCCGUCAUCAUCAGUUUCCGUUCAUAAUCUUAGUAACGGUUGCACACAUUGAACUCAAAUUUGACAUAUAGAUAUGUCAUCAGAAAAUAUAGGUCAAGUUCGAAUUUGGUCAUGGUUCAAUGAUUUUUGGCAGAGUUAUGCCCCUUUUACUUUGAAAAUGAUAUGAAAUUUUCAGUUUCCGUUCAUUAUCUCCCCCAACGUAACAACACAUUCAACUCAAAUUUGACAUAUGAAUAUGUUAUGAGAAAAUACAGGUCAAGUUCAAAUUAGGUCAUGGUUCAAUGAUUUUUGGCAGAGUUAUGCCCCUUUUACUUUGAAAAUUAUAUGAAAUUUUCAGUUUCUGUUUAUUAUCUCCCCAACAGUACAACACAUUCAACUCAAUCAUAUGGAGAUGUUUUUGGAAUGCCCAGGCCAAGUUUUAAUUUGGUCAUUAUUCAAUGCUUUUUGGCAGAGUAAUGCCCCUUUCAUUUUGAAAAUUAUAUGAAAUUUUCAGUUUCUGUUUAUUAUCUCCCCAACAGUACAACACAUUCAACUCAAAUUUGACAUAUGGAUAUGUUUUUGGAAUGCCCAGGCCAAGUUCGAAUUUGGUCAUGGUUUAAUGAUUUUUGGCAGAGUAAUGCCCCUAACACUUUGAAAAUAAUAUGAAAUUUACAGUUUCUGUUCAUUAUCUACCCAACAGUGUUACAUAUUCAACUCAAAUUUGACAAAUGGAUAUGUCAAAGGAAUGGGCAGGUCAAGUUGGAAUUUGGUCAUGGUUUGAUGAUUUUUUGGCAGAGUUAUGUCCCUUUCACUUUGAAAAUAAUAUAGAUACAUCUUAGGAAUAAGCAGUUUAAGUUUGAAUUUGGUCGUGGGUAAAUGAUUUUGGUCAAACUUAGCUUUCUUGAAUGCUGGAAAAAUUUUGAACUUUCAGUUUCAGCACUCAUACUUUUGUGGAAAUGUAUGUAACCAUUAUUUUGGCUACAUAUAUGAAAUAUGCUAUUUUCAAAAGGUUGAGACUGAAUAAUUUCAGUGCCUUAAUUGAACAUUGUAUGAAAAUGGUUUGUGUUAACAUUGAAAAGUUUUAAGGGCUUUGAACUUAAAAUGAAAACAAUAAUUUGUGCAAAAUAAAUUGGAACUAAAUAUAAUAACAUCUGAAAUUUUGGCUGCAAGCGGGGGCAUCCGUGGCAUGAUGACACAUUUCUAGUUUAUUUUUAGCUAGUGUAUGUUUAAUUUUAUUUGUAAAUAGUCAUUGUUUGUGGAGUGAUAUCACUUUAAAGCUGAAUGUCUCAUAGAUAAGGAGUACUUUAGAAUAUUGUACAAUUUAGAGAUAAAUUUGAUAACAAUAUUAGCAGAUUUGAGUAUAUUAAUGACAAUACAUAUUGCACUUCUGAACAAUAGCAAUAUCAAAUUGCACGAUUUUUCUAAAUUGUACAUGGUAUCUAUAACGGAUAGAUAUGAUACGAAUAGCAUGCAUUUCAAGCAGCUUCCUUUUGAUUCUUGAUAUUUUUCAUGAAAAUUUUAAAAUUGUAUUUAAAAGUUAAAUAUUGUGAAGUGAAAAAAGUAAUUGACAAAUUGCAAACAGUGCCUAUAAUCCAUGUAAAUUACAAAAAAAUGUCAAAAUAUGCUGUAAUACCUAUUCUUAUGUUAGUAACGAAGAAGUAUGUUGAUGUUACAUUCUGUAUUUAAAUAAGUCAUUAAUCAUACAAAACAUGUAAAUUAUUGAUUUAAUCCUAUAUAUUUUUACUUUUCUUAAAAUCCUAAUACAAUAUUUUCAAAUUUAAUUUUAUUGAAAUAUUUUAGCAUCAUCUGGAGACAAGCAGCUUUAAAGAGUUGAAUAUAUGUUUUAUUGGAAUACGUUUAUAUAGAUAUGCUUAUUACAUAAAUUUCUGUGUUAAUAUCUGUAUAGAAUGUUAAAUAAUAAGAGGAAAUUUUUUCGGUUGAAUGAAAUAUUUUUAAUAUAUUUUCACACAACAUGAUGAAAUUCCAUAUAUUUCACGAGCCAGAAAGGCGAGUGAAAUAUAUAGAAUUUUAUCAUGUUAAGUGCAAACAUAUUCUAUAUUUCACGAAAAAAUAACCUUUUUAUUUAGUUUUUCCUUCAAGAAUAAAAGUUCUUUACGAAUACACCUAUUUGCCAUGCAGUUGCAAUUGUACGGAGUGCAGUCAUGCAUUGAUUAUCUAUAGGUGCAUGAAGUGGUUCAAAUUCAAUACACAAUUUAUCACAGCCAUUAAACCGUCUUGAAAAAAAAAAAACAUAGCCAGAUAAUUUCUGAUGAUAAUUGAAUAGCUGAACUCAUUGCAAAAGAGAAGCAUCUGAAAAGGUAGUCCUAAACAUAUAUAUAAGUUUUGAUUUCACCCACUUUCAUAUUCAUUUCUCAUAUUUGUAUUUUCACAAAAAUGAUAUGUGUAUUUAGCUGAUAUAGCACAAUAUGUUACAGGUUGAAUUAAAUAAAUUCUUUUAUUUUUCCUUCUACUUGAAAUUAUUAAAGCGACAGGCCUCCAGAUGUUUAUAUUAUUAACCCUUUAAAAAGGCCCCCAAUUUUAUCUGGAGUGUGAUACUUAAUGUUUUUGAAAUAGUUGUAUAUUUUAAUUUUUUGAAACUGCAUUGGUUGAUAUAAUUCAUUGAGAAAAAGUGCAGUACACAAAAAGGAUAAUUUUUUAGUUAUUGCCCCUAUUGUUUUUAAAGGGUCGAAGUUUAUCUUCUUUGUAUACCACAAAAUUGUAUUUGAGAUAUAUACUGGAAAC
This is a messenger RNA of Ruditapes philippinarum (Manila clam), 8392 nucleotides long. RefSeq lists its product as uncharacterized. NCBI's taxonomy places the organism in Eukaryota, Metazoa, Mollusca, Bivalvia, Venerida, Veneridae. The coding region runs from base 180 to 2477 and encodes 765 amino acids. The transcript has 3 exons. The record is from RefSeq and is a predicted model, not a curated record.